Molecule: messenger RNA, 1287 nt
Organism: Diospyros lotus (date-plum)
Lineage: Eukaryota; Viridiplantae; Streptophyta; Magnoliopsida; Ericales; Ebenaceae
Product: ethylene-responsive transcription factor-like protein At4g13040
Exons: 8
Coding region: 354-1049 (231 amino acids)
Biological process (GO): regulation of DNA-templated transcription
Molecular function (GO): DNA binding; DNA-binding transcription factor activity
Source: RefSeq, a predicted model, not a curated record
CCAUUCAACCAUCUCUCUCUCCUCUCUCUCUAUCUACGCCAUGGCACCACCACCACCACCACCACCCCCGACGCCUUCUUCUCUAAACAGGACAUAACGAGCGGGGAAAGGUGGUAGUUGCAUGAGCUAGAAAUUCUUUCUCUCUAUCUGUCUUCUCUCUUUUUCUCUCUCUGUUUCUCUCCCAAUCCAAAGCUUUCACCACCUUCCCUUUGUAAUCCCUUCGCCGUCGGCUAGAUUCCGGCGGACCCAGCCCGAUUCGGUGCUUAUCGGGUAGCCUUAUCGCAUCUAGCUCUCAGGGCUUGGAACCGCUCGUAUCUGGCGUUUGCUUUUUGCUGGGAACAUUUGAAUCAGACAUGGUGAGCAUUCGAAGGCGCCGACUUUUGGCACUUUCCUCAGGGCGAAGUUCUUUCAUGUCUUCUCUACUUCCUAGGUUUUUAGACAAUGUAAGUGCUCCUGAAAAUCCAAAACCAGCUGCUGCUGAUCCUAUGCCUUCAGUUGAUGUUGAGCAGCCAGAGGAGAAAAUCGAACCAAAAGUGAGUGCUGGAUCUUCAAAUGCAUCUGGUUCUAGCUCAUCAAAAGAGCAGCCUACUCAACAGUAUCCAGUCCCAGAAGUCAAGCGCAGGAAGCGGCACAGAAGGAAGCAGGUUGAGAACCAGGAACCAUGUGUGAUGAGAGGUGUCUAUUUUAAGAAUAUGAAAUGGCAGGCAGCCAUAAAAGUUGACAAGAAACAAAUUCACUUGGGCACUGUUGGCUCCCAAGAAGAAGCUGCUCAUUUGUAUGACAGGGCUGCUUUUAUGUGUGGAAGGGAACCCAACCUUGAACUCCCGGAGGGGGAGAAACAAGAGCUUGGGAAGUACAAGUGGGAUGAGUUCUUAGCACUGACCCGUUCUGCCAUUACCAGCAAGAAGCACCGAAGGAGCGGGAAAGGUCUGCGAGGGAAGGCUGAGUCGUCAUCAAAGCAGAGUAGCGGCGAGGGGGAAGCUGAGGAAGGAGGAGGCAAUGGCUUCUCGGCUUCAGAGGAUGCUGAGGCUGAAGCAUCAGCCUCUUGAACUUUCUGCUUCAGGAGCAUGGCUCAAAACCAAAUGGCAAAUACAUAAUUAGCAGUUGAGACUUGUUUAUGAACUUUUGUCUUUCUUCAAGUUGCAGUUGGCUUAUACGCAGCCCCUAUUAGGGCAGAAACUGAUGGUCUAAAGGCAGUUAGAUUUCCACCUUUGGAAACAGUUAUCAUAGUUGAUAUAUUAUAUGCCUAGCUAUCAUAAAUAUCAGUAAACUAGCUGUUUGAUCUCA